Messenger RNA from Elgaria multicarinata webbii, 4094 nucleotides. Its product is annotated as zinc finger protein 420-like. Bases 234 to 2906 code for a protein of 890 amino acids. The record is from RefSeq and is a predicted model, not a curated record. The transcript has 7 exons. NCBI's taxonomy places the organism in Eukaryota, Metazoa, Chordata, Lepidosauria, Squamata, Anguidae. Gene Ontology annotation, biological process: regulation of DNA-templated transcription.
GUGGAGUGGAAGUGGUUUCUGCGCAGCCUGGGCAGGGUCCGGUGACCUUUGAGGAGGUGGCCGUGCAUUUCUCGGAGGAGGAGUGGGCUCUGCUGGACCCAGGCCAAAGGACUCUGCACAAGGAAGUCAUGGAGGAGAAUCGUGGGAUCCUGGCCUCUCUGGGACAGUUCUUGCCUCAAGAGAGAAAUUGGCAGCCAAGGAAGGAGACCUUUUGAGUCCUGGUGGGAGCAGAGAUGGAGAAGAGAAUCAAGAUGGAAGAGCAGAACUUUGCUGGCCAUGAAGCAGGAAAUGUCUCCUGCAACAUCAAGGAAGAGGACAGUGCAGAACCCUGGGGAAAAAGAGUGCAGGAGAAACAGCCUGGGAGCAACACCAGCUCAGAAGUGGAGCGCCAGCACUUCAGGGACUUCUGCUACCAGGAGGCCAAAGGACCCCGAGAGGUUUGCAGCCGACUUCACCACCUUUGCCGCCAGUGGCUGGAGCCAGAAAGGAACACGAAAGCUGAGAUGCUGGACCUGGUGGUCCUGGAGCAGUUCCUGGCUGUCCUGCCCCCGGAGAUGGUGAGCUGGGUCAGAGAAUGUGGAGCGGAGACCAGCUCCCAGGCGGUGGCCCUGGCAGAAGGCUUCCUCCUGAGCCAGGCAGAGGACAAAGAGCAGCGGAUGUUGGCCAAAGCAGCCACAGAUUUCCUUGAGGAAGUGGAGGCUCUGUCAGACACCACACAGAGGCCGGUAGAGAGCCGGAUCUUGCAGGAGGAUGACAGAAGACCCUCUUCACUGGGGAGUGGAAAAAUCUGUAGAGAGAGUGAAUUGUUCCUGGGGGAUCCUUCUAGGCCUCCUUCGCUUGGUGGUGGAGUGGAAGCGGUUUCUGCACAGCCUGGGCAGGGUCCGGUGACUUUUGAGGAGGUGGCCGUGCAUUUCUCGGAGGAAGAGUGGGCUCUCCUGGAACCAGGCCAGAGGACUCUGCACAAGGAAGUCAUGGAGGAGAAUCGUGGGAUCCUGGCCUCUCUGGGUGAGUACAGGCAAAGCAAGGAAAAUGGAGUAGACCAGAGAAGGAAAACUGAAACAGAAGAGAAGAGGGAAAACAAAUCCAUUUCUAAUGAAGGGUCAGAUGUCCGUGAAAGUCCAAUACUAGAAGCACCAAGUAAAAGUAACAUUCCCAAUAGGAAGACACAGAGGAAAAGCUCUCAGGAUAUAGAGACUCGGAAGACAUGUCUUAGUCUUAGCAAAUAUCAAAGGUUUCAAUGUUUAGAGUGUGGAAAACCAUUCAGUUGCGACUCACAACUUAAGUUGCAUACAGAAAUUCACACAGAGGAGAAGCCCUAUAAAUGUUUUAAAUGUGUGAAAGAUUUCACCUUUAGCUUAAGCCGUAAGCAGCAUGAAAGAAUUCACAUUGGGGAGAAGCCCUAUAAAUGCGUAGGGUGCGGAAAGGGCUUUGUUAGGAGUGGCGAUCUAAAGCAACAUCAAAGAAUUCACACUGGGGAGAAGCCCUAUAAAUGUUUAGAGUGCGGAAAGAGUUUUACUCAAAGAACAAGCCUUAGGCAACAUCAAAGAAAUCACACAGGAGAGAAGCCCUAUAAAUGCAUAGAGUGCGGAAAGGGCUUUGUUAGGAGUGGCGAUCUAAAGCAACAUCAAAGAAUUCAUACAGGGGAGAAGCCCUAUAAAUGUUUAGAAUGCGGAAAGAGUUUUGCUCAAAGAACAAGCCUUAGGCAACAUCAAAGAAAUCACACAGGAGAGAAGCCCUAUGAAUGUUUAGAAUGUGGAAAGGGCUUUGCCAAAAGCACACAGCUUAAGAGGCAUCAAAUAAUUCAUACAGUCGAGAAUCCCUAUAAAUGCUUAGAGUGCGGAAAGGGCUUUGUUAGGAGUGGCGAUCUAAAGCGACAUCAAAGAAUUCAUACAGGGGAGAAGCCCUAUAAAUGUUUAGAGUGCGGAAAGAGUUUUACUCAAAGAACAAGCCUUAGACAACAUCAAAGAAAUCACACAGGAGAGAAGCCCUAUGAAUGCCUAGAUUGCGGAAAGGGUUUUGCUCAGAGAGCUACCCUUAAGCAACAUCAAAGAAUACACACAGGGGAGAAGCCCUAUAAAUGCUUAGAGUGUGGAAAGAGCUUCAUUCAGCACAGUCAUCUGCAGCGACAUCUAAGAAUUCACACUGGGGAGAAGCCCUAUGAAUGCGUAGAGUGUGGAAAGCGCUUUUUUAGGAGUGAAGAUCUAAAGCAACAUCAAAGAAUUCAUACAGGGGAGAAGCUCUAUGAAUGCUUAGAGUGUGGACAGGGCUUUGUUAGGAGCGGAAGUCUAAAGCAACAUCAAAGAAUUCAUACUGGGGAGAAGCCCUAUGAAUGCUUAGAGUGUGGAAAGAGCUUCAUUCAGCACAGUCAUCUUCAGCGACAUCUAAGAAUUCACACUGGGGAGAAGCCCUAUGAAUGCUUAGAGUGCGGAAAGAGCUUUGUUAGGAGUGAAGAUCUAAAGCAGCAUCAAAGAAUCCAUACAGGGGAGAAGCUCUAUAAAUGCUUAGAGUGUGGAAAGAGUUUUGCUUGCAUGACACAACUUAAGCAACAUCAAGGAAUUCAUACAGGGGGGAAGCCCUAUAAAUGCUUAGAGUGUGGAAAAAGUUUUGCUCACAGAACAAGCCUUAGGCAACAUCAAAGAAAUCACACAGGAGAGAAGCCCUAUGAGUGCCUAGAUUGCGGAAAGGGUUUUGCUCAGAGAGCUACCCUUAAGCAACAUCAAAGAAUACACACAGGGGAGAAGCCCUAUAAAUGCUUAGAAUGUGGAAAGAGCUUCAUUCAGCACAGUCAUCUUCAGCGACAUCUAAGAAUUCACAUUGGGGAGAAGCCCUAUGAAUGCGUAGAGUGUGGAAAGAGUUUUGUUAGGAGUGAAGAUCUAAAGCAACAUCAAAGAAUUCAUACUGGGUAGAAGCCCUAUGAAUGCUUAGAUUGUGGACAGGGCUUUCUGAAGCAGCAUCAAAGAAUUCAUACAAGGGAGAAACCCUAUGAAUGCGUAGAGUGCAGAAAGAGCUUUUUUAGGAGUGAAGAUCUAAAGCAACAUCAAAGAAUUCACACGGGAGAAUCCCUAUAAAUGUUUAGCAUGCGGAAAGAGUUUUGCUCAAAGAACAAGCCUUAGGCAACAUCAAAGACUUCACACAGGAGAGAAGCCCUAUGAAUGCUUAGAAUGUUGAAAGGGCUUUCCAAAAAGCACACAGCUUAAGAGGCAUCAAAUAAUUCAUACUGUUGAGAAUCCCUAUAAAUGCUUAUAGUACGGAAAGAGCUUCAGUCAGAGCGACUACCUUAAUCAACAUGAAAAGAAAUCAUUCAGGGAACAAGCCCUAUAAAUGCGUAGAGUGUGGAAAGGGCUUUGUUAGGAGUGGCGAUCUAAAGUGACAUCAAGGAAUUCAUACAGGGAAGAAGCCCUAUAAAUGUUUAGAGUGCGGAAAGAGUUUUACUCAAAGAACAAGCCUUAGGCAACAUCAAAGAAAUCACACAGGAGAGAAGCCCCAUAAAUGCCUAGAUUGCGGAAAGGGUUUUGCUAAUAGAGCUACCCUUAAGCAACACCAAAGAAUACACACAGAGGAGAAGCCCUAUAAAUGCUUAGCGUGUGGAAAGAGCUUCAUUUAGCAUAAUCAUCUUCAGUGACAUCUAAGAAUUCACACUGGGGAGAAGCCGUAUGAAUGCUUAGAGUGUGGACAGGUCUUUGUUAGGAGCGGAGGUCUAAAGCAACAUCAAAGAAUUCAUACAGGGGAGAAGCCCUAUAAAUGCUUAGAGUGUGGAAAGAGCUUCUCAGGCUACUGUGUUUGUGUGUGUGAGAAUGUGUUGUGUCUAUGAGCUAUUGUAGGGUGAAAGCGUAGGAGAGCUGGUGUGGCUGAGAUCCAACCAUCCCUCGGGUGGAGGGCAACAGAUUAGGGGGAGAGAGUGGCCAUUGCCUGGGUGGGAGCCAUGGGUGAGGGUGUAAUAGUAGGCCUGUUUUCAUUUGAAUUUCCAUUUCCUUACUGCCUUAUCAUCCCUGCCUGACUUUACUGUCUUUGUGUGUGAAUCUUUUAUUUUGUUGUUGUUGGUAUGGUCUUAAUUGUGUUAUAGAUAAGCAUUAGACAUGUUGCUUCUUUUAAAA